Melozone crissalis (California towhee) is the source of this 998-nucleotide messenger RNA. RefSeq names its product interleukin-18 receptor 1-like. Gene Ontology annotation, biological process: positive regulation of type II interferon production; interleukin-18-mediated signaling pathway. The transcript has 7 exons. Gene Ontology annotation, molecular function: interleukin-18 binding; interleukin-18 receptor activity. Bases 18 to 998 code for a protein of 326 amino acids. Lineage: Eukaryota; Metazoa; Chordata; Aves; Passeriformes; Passerellidae. The record is from RefSeq and is a predicted model, not a curated record.
CUCUGUUUCAGUGAUGAAUGAGAUUCAGAAGAGUUGUAAGUUCAAAUUGCAACUCUCUGGAGUUUGGAAGACUCCCUGUCUAUCCACUUUCCACCUGUCAAGACUUGCAUAGCUUUCAGAACAAGCAAGAGCAAUUCAGUUUCUUUUUUUUGUGGAGAAGAAGUGAGAAGCAACUCAAGAAAAUGAUUCUGAUGAUUUUUUUAGUAACGUUGAUCAUGGAAUCUGCCCCUGAGAAGCUGUGUCCCCUUCGUGCCUCCAUUGAUAUUCUAGAAGGGGAAUAUUUUUUCCUUUGUUAUCUUGAGUCAAGGCAAGAACAUUGUCAGGAAGAAUCAUAUACAAUAAACUGGUACAAAGAAAGUGCUGGCAAGCAGCAAGUGAUAAAGGAAACACGCAGAAUUGUUACGCAAAUGAAUUUUCUGGAGUUUUGGCCAGCUGAACUCAGUGACUCUGGGAAUUACUCUGUCAUUCACAGCAAUGGAAAAAAAAAUGUCACAAUUCAAAAGUGGACACUGAAUGUACUUGAAAGAAAUAAAAGUAGCUGUUUCAAUGAAAAUCAUUUAACUACAGAAAUUAAAAGUGCUGGAACUGGUCAUUCACUGAAAUGCAGCGAUUUGUCUGUCUAUGAAAAUGACAGCAUAACAUGGUAUAAGGACUGUAAGAAUUACGAACAUGAAACAGAGAGGGAACUACAUUUUAGAGCCUUAACAGUACAGGACUCUGGGAUAUAUACCUGUAAAAUUCUAAUCAGUCAUGAAGGAAUGAUAUACCACAGCACAAAUACAAUUAAACUUGUAGUAGAAGAAGAUGCACCAGAGUCUUUCUCUUUGGAGAUAGUUGGACGUGAUGAAGAAAUUGAAACAGAAAUAGGACCUCAGAUGCUAAUUUUCCUUCCUUCCUAUCAGUACUGCUUGGCAAGUCCAUUUCCCAUGCCUUCCAACCUCCCAGAAGGCCCUUCCUGCACAUUUCCUCCUCGUUAUUGUGCUUGUCCCAGCCCUUAG